Paramuricea clavata is the source of this 612-nucleotide messenger RNA. The record is from the annotation of a GenBank genome assembly. Lineage: Eukaryota; Metazoa; Cnidaria; Anthozoa; Malacalcyonacea; Plexauridae.
AUGGCGGUGUCCUCAAGGAACAAAACUUGGCCUAUCUUGUUUUUAGUUAUAAUUAAUGAUCAGAAAAUGAAGUCCCUAAGCUCCUCUCAUUGGAAAUACGUUGACGAUGUAACGAUUUCUGAGGUUAUAAAAGAAACUGUGGAAUCGCGAUUACAAACUGAACUCAAUGAACUCCAACAAUGGGCAUGUGAGAAUGAUAUGAAACUGAAUGGGUUAAAAUGCAAGGAAAUGAUUGUCAGCUUUUUACGACAAAGUGAUAACUAUACUCCAUUACACAUUAAUGAUCAACAAUUGGAACUGGUUACAUCUUUCAAGAUUUUGGGUUUGACUAUUAAUAAUCACUUUAAAUGGAAUGAUAACGUUGCAAUUAUCGUAAAAAAAGCGUCGAAACGCCUUUACAUCCUUCGGGUGUUGCGUCGAUCUGGAAUUCCAUCCGCUGACUUGCUCUCAAUCUAUAACGCCUUAAUCAGAUCUGUUUUGGAAUAUGCUUGUGCAGUUUGGCAUACCAGCCUACCUCUGUAUCUUUCCAACAAAAUUGAACGGGUGCAGAAACGUGCUCUGCGAAUUCUGAUUAUGCGGGGCCCUAUCUAUCAGUCGUUGUUCUCGCCUUGA